ACGCGUAUCUGCCUCGCCGAGCUUAGAUUUGCUCGAACCCCACAUUUUUUAACACUUAACACUUAACUAAUUUUUAAAAAAAAAUUUUUUUUACCAAAAAUUUGAAUUUUAUUUUUUUUUUUGCCAAGUGCUCGCUCUCAGUGUUUUUAAGUGUCCAAAGUAAUAAAAAAAACUCGAGGAUUUACAAAGUGAAAGUGAAAAAAUUUUUAGUUUAUAUUUGAAGUCAUCGUUUGCUUCUGUGUUUUAAAAAGUUUUUUUUUUUAGAUACUAAAUUUUAAACAGAAAUUUCAGAAAAUUUUUUUUUUAAUUUGAAAAUUUUCACUGAGUGUUUUAAGUGUCAGAAGAUUUUCAAAAUUUUUUUACAAAUUUUGAUUAAUAUGAGCGGGAAAAAAGUUGUAAUGAAAUCAAAAUGUUAAAAAAUUGAUAAAUUUUUGAAAAAUUCCAUUAAGUGUGAUUAAGUGUCUUGCGAGAUAAAUCGAUUUUUUUCGAUUUUUUAGUCAAUAUACCGAAAAUAUAUGACAAAUAUGACCGUAGAUUUUGAAAUUUCAAAUUUGGAGCGAAGAAAAAAAUUUAAGUGUCAAGUGUCAAAAUAAAAUUUUUUUCAAAAAUUGACUAAAUUUUUUUUGGUCAAAAUUAUAACGGAUUCCGAGUGACCAGGGAAAAAUGUAAUUUUGAAAUGAACAGUUAACACUUGAGAGAACAGUUAAAUUUUCUCUUAAGUGCUCACUCGAUUUGAAAUAAAAAUUAAAAAUGGUGACUAUGCAUUUUGAAUUUGGAUUUAAGUGCCAGCGAUAAUGUGAAUUUAAAAUGUUGUAGUGUGAUAUGUUUAAAUGUUUUUGUAUUUAUAUAUUUAUAUAUUGAUAUAUAUGUAUAUGUAUAUAAAUAUAUAUGCAUGGUAAAAUAUAUGAGUGUGUGUUAAGGAUAUGCGGUUAAGAUAUUGAGGAUAUUAAGGAUAUUUCCUUAAUAUAAAGUGGCCGGUUGGUCAUUUUAGUGGAUGUGAGGAUUUUGAAAAGCAGACACGAAGGCCAGCCCGACGCAAUGCGUCGACGCUGCUGACGCAACGCGCCUGGAUGCGUCUCACUUUAAACACGUUACCACAGCUUGCCGUCUUAGCGAAGAUUUUGUGCCUACUGAUGGUGGUGAUGUGCGGGGCGGUGCCGGCAAUGGUGCGCUCCGUGAGUCUCUACUCGACUUGCAGCAGCGGCAAUAUUACGGUGAUUGGACGCACAGUUAAAGCAUCAGCGCGUGAUGAUGAUAAUGCACCAUUUCAAAAACUUACAACGCAAUCGGAUGACUUCAGUAGGAAGUUGUACAUCUUCGCUGAAAAAUCCCAACGGUUUAUUUGUUUUAAUAAACGUUGGAAACCAAUUGCUUUGCCUAAAAAACAACGUGACGAAAUGUGCCAGUUUUACGAAACAUACAACGGCCCAUACUUGAGGUACCGCAGCGCCGUCGACGAGACAAAAUACCUCGGGUUUAACAAAUUCGGUAAACCAAUAAAAGGACAACGUGCUCGCGCCGAAUGCUACAAUUUCAUGAAAUUCAAUCCCAGCUUCAGUAUCAACGACCACAACGACUGGAUGACUGGCAACACGCGCGUCCGCGAAGUCCACAGAAAACAUCAUAAUCAUCACAACAACAACAACAACAACAACAGUCAAGAACAACAGGACCAGCAGUCCCAGCAACCGCGAAAUAAACCGCGAGCCGAAAAAAACCGCAAAUCCCAUGAGCAAAAAUCACAAAAACAAAAUUUACCGCGACGGCAAAUCGCGCCCUUACUUACCGACACCGAGCGACUAAAUCAACAAUUAGAAAUAGAUCAUUACCCUCAGCACGACAUGUCGCGACCUCUCGACUUGUUUGAAAAAAAUCCCGAUCAAUUUCUACGGGCCGAUCCCAUAGCCCUCGAUCUCGAUCCCCAGGAGUUUCUGCUCGAGAGGCAGAAGAAAUUUCUCUUAGAGCGGGAUACCAUAACCUACCAGCGAAAAAAAAAUUCCCACCGCGAGGUCUCGCGACACGCGGGCCGUAAGAAAAAUCAUCUCCAAGACUCGGCGAGUCCCGAGCAGAGCCACCGCCAUCGACAUACGAGUCGUGUGAAAUCGGGCGAGCCGACGCGCAGUAGACGGCAUCGUGUUCUACUUAAUGCGACCAAGUAUUAAUUUUUUUUUUUUUUUAAAUUAAUUUUUUAUUAUUAUUAAUUAUUAUUAUUAUUAAAUAUGAUCAAGACUGCCUCUUUUUUUUAUAAAUCCGAAGUGCCGGUUUCACACGCAAAUUUUAUUAGGUUUUUUUUUUUAUUUUUUUUAUUUAAGUAAUUACGCAAUAAAGCCUCGUAGUUUUUUUAGAAUGUAAUUGUUGUGAGUGAAUUCAUGUCGCUGAGCGUGUAUUCGUGCUGAUUAUUACGUAAUAAGAGUUUUUUUUGCAUUAAAACUCGUCACGACAAAAUGGCGGGUUCAAUUCGAAUUAAAAUGGCGCCGGUUGUUUUAAAAAAUUGGCGGGAAUUUUUAAAUUCUAAUGGCGCGAAAUUUUAAAAAUUUUUAGUGUCACAAAAUUUAAAAAAUUUUAAUGGCGCGAAAUUUGAAAAAUUCUAAUGGCGCGAAAUUUGAAAACAUUUAAUGGCGCGAAAUUCGAAAAAUUCAAAUGGCGCGAAAUUAAAAAAAUUUAAGAGGCGCGAAAUUAAAAAAAUUUUAAUGGCGCGAAAUUAAAAAAAUGUGAAUUUGAAAACAAAAAAUUUUGAAUGCAAAAAAACUCUUUCCCAAAGUAUUUUUUAUUAAUUUUUCUAUUGACGAAUGAACUUUGUCAUUAAAUAAAUAAAUGAUGUGAAUGAUUUUUUAGUACGAUUGUGUGUAAAAUAUUAAUUAAUUAAUUAAUUAUUAAUUAUUAUUAUUAACCUUUAUUAUUAAUUUUAAAUAAUAAUAAUAAUUAUGAUUAUUAUUAUAAAUUGUAAUUUUAUGAAGUUGAAGUUUAAGUAAUAAAUAAUAAAAGCUAAUGCAGACUGUAUUACUAGAUUUUAGUGUUUAGGUGGCGACUCAACGAAAAAAUCGCUUUUUUUAUCUGGUCAAGAAAAAACGGAAUUUUUUUUUUUUUUAAAUCAAUUUUUUUUUGUAGGUAGGUCAUGUUGGUACUCUUUCCACCGGAAAUUCACUCCUCUACAACUUUGGUCCUCAUAAAAAUUACUCUAGAGUCAAUAGUUUCUGAGUUAUAAAGUCGGCCCACGGUUUUAAGAUUCACAGGAGAGUAAAAGUGACGUUUCUGGGCAAACCGUCAGUCUGAUUGAAAUUUUUAUAAGGACCAAAGUUGUAGAGGAGGAGAUUUCCAGAAGAAUGAGUACCAACAAGACAUACUUUUGAUAAAUAUAAAUAUAUAUGAAUAUAUAAAAUAUAUAAAAAAAAUUUAGUUACCGAUAAAAUUUUAGUUUUAUUUAAAAAAGUGCAGAAUUACAGAUAAUAAAAUUUAAUUUUAUUAAAAAAUAUAAAAAAAAUAAAAUUCCGUUUAAAAUAAAAUGGCGUAGAGUUAAAAAUAAAAUUUAUUUGAAAAAAUAAUAAAUAAAAAUUAACGACUGGGCUUCGCGAUGUAACAUGUAUGCUGUAGUGAAAAGUAAUUGAGUAAAAAAAUAGUUACUACUAACUGACUAUUAUUAAUAAAUAUUAUUAUUAUAAAAAUAAAAUAAUAAAUAAAAAAAAAAUAUUUAAAAAAAUAAAAAAAAACGUAAUUCGACGCUUAUUAUUUAAUAACGGACAACUAAUAUAAUGUGUAAUUGUAACAAUGGUAUUAUAACGCCACCCUGAACAACAAAAUAUAUAAUAAUGAUAAUAAA
Molecule: messenger RNA, 3817 nt
Organism: Microplitis mediator
Lineage: Eukaryota; Metazoa; Arthropoda; Insecta; Hymenoptera; Braconidae
Exons: 5
Coding region: 1071-2162 (363 amino acids)
Molecular function (GO): growth factor activity
Source: RefSeq, a predicted model, not a curated record